GGGCUCCCAGCUAUUUCCAUUUUCCCCAGUUUUAGAAAUCAGAAUCGGCUCUGCCUCCUUCCCCUUCAGCCUUCCCCAGUUCCCCCCGAAUUUCUGCUACUCUGCGAGGGUUGAGGGAAGCGCCAAGCGACGUCGCUGCCCUCCCCCAGUUCCCACCGGCGCAUCUUACUUGCGUCACUGCCUUCCCCCAGUUCGUCGGCUAAUCCACCGGCGAUUCCCUUAGGCCUUUGCUUUCGAAAGUAAAAGAAAUUCAAUCAGGACUAGUUCCAGGAAAGACGAUAGUACAGAUUAUACCAAUGAUACCUGAGAUGAUCCAGUUUUGCAAAUCUUGUGUCGUCGGAUCAAUUUUGUUUUGCUAAUCUGCCUCAAUAACCGAUUAAUUCGGACAGGACCGGUUAAUCGGUUAACCGAAUCGUAAAUCGGUUCGAUUUUCAGUUAUCACUUUGACUGUUAAUCGGUUCCGGUUAACCGGUUCAGUUAUAACCGAAUCGGACCGUUUACCAGCCCUACAUAUAUUUCUUCCCUGAGCCAUUUCUCCGCUUACAGUAGUGGCGUUGUCUUUUAGCUCAAAAAUUCGACGGAAGGAAGCUGAAAAUAACAAAUGGCGUUAGGGCUGAUAUUGGGGAUUGGGAGGACGUUCAGGAAGAAGCGAGCGUCGUCGCUCGAUAUUCUGACGUCGAAGAGGAGUCCUAAAGGCUAUUACAAGGGCAAAAAUUGCAAGCCCACCGGUUUCCACACUCGAAAAGGUGGUUAUGUUGUGGUUCCUGAAAAGUUGCCAAACUACGUGGUGCCAGAUUUGACGGGAUUCAAGCUAAAGCCGUACGUAUCACAGUGUGGAAUACAGGCUUCCGAGUCAUCUAAAUGAACGUGCUCGGCUUAGUCUCCUUGUGAUGUUGCUGCUCAGUCUGAUAUGUUUAAACUAAUAACUGAAAAAAAAAUAUUUCAUUUUCCCUCCGAAAGUACACCUUUAUGAUUUAAACUGAAAUGGACUAAUUGUUGAUAUUUUCACUUUCAGAUAUUACUUUUCAUGGAUUAUAGACUAGUGAAAGUUUGAGUUUGGUAUAGUUUA
This is a messenger RNA of Salvia miltiorrhiza (redroot sage), 1069 nucleotides long. RefSeq lists its product as uncharacterized. Gene Ontology annotation, molecular function: structural constituent of ribosome. Gene Ontology annotation, biological process: translation. The record is from RefSeq and is a predicted model, not a curated record. The transcript is spliced from 5 exons. The coding region runs from base 602 to 865 and encodes 87 amino acids. Gene Ontology annotation, cellular component: mitochondrial large ribosomal subunit. Lineage: Eukaryota; Viridiplantae; Streptophyta; Magnoliopsida; Lamiales; Lamiaceae.